Messenger RNA from Saprolegnia parasitica CBS 223.65, 2289 nucleotides. RefSeq lists its product as hypothetical. NCBI's taxonomy places the organism in Eukaryota, Oomycota, Saprolegniomycetes, Saprolegniales, Saprolegniaceae. The transcript has a single exon. The record is from RefSeq and is a predicted model, not a curated record. The coding region runs from base 1 to 2289 and encodes 762 amino acids.
AUGAAGACCCGCAUUGGAGUGUACCUCGCGGUAGCCAUCAUCGUCCAUGCCAACGCUCACAAAGACGUGGCAUCUGUCGCGUCGAAGGACGUCACGAAGGCGACUGCAACAUCCCGCGCUCUCGCUGCGGCAGAAACAGAGCUACAGCCGCAGUUGUUCGAUAUCAUCUCGAAUGUGCUCGAUCCCAUCACGGGCGUACUCGAUCCCGUGCUCGAUCCCAUCACGGACAUACUCGAUCCCGUGCUCGAUCCCAUCACGGGCGUACUCGAUCCCGUGCUCGAUCCCAUCACGGACUUGCUUGAUCCCGUGCUCGAUCCAAUCACGGACUUGCUCGAUCCAAUCACGGACGUACUCGAUCCCUUGCUCGAUCCCAUCACGGACCUGCUCGAUCCAAUCACGGACGUCAUCGUGCCCGUGCUCGAUCCCAUCACGGGCCUGCUCGAUCCCAUCACGGACGUACUCGAACCCGUGCUCGAUCCCAUCACGGGCCUGCUUGAUCCCAUCACGGACGUCAUCGUGCCCGUGCUCGAUCCCAUCAUUGACGUCCUCGAUCCCAUCACGAACGUGCUCGAUCCCAUCACGGGUGUACUCGAUCCUAUCAUUGACGUACUCGAUCCCAUCACGGGUGUACUCGAUCCCAUCACGGGUGUACUCGAUCCCAUCACGGACGUACUCGAUCCCAUCAUUGACGUCCUCGACCCCAUCAUUGACGUGCUCGAUCCCAUCACGAACGUACUCGACCCCAUCAUUGACAUCGCGCCGAUCACGAACGUUCUCGACCCCAUCAUUGACGUGCUCGAUCCCAUCACGGACGUACUCGACCCCAUCACGGGUGUUCUCGAUCCUAUCAUUGACGUACCGGUACAGCCAACGUACUCCAAAGGGCCUCGGUAUGGGCCGACGCAUGUCGACUACGCGGCCAACCACCACUACCGGGAGGACUCGGCUGACGUUGACACGGUGACGAUUGCCGACGAAGAGGGGUGUCCCGAGGUGCCAUGCCGCGAGGUCUUGGACUUUGAGAAUGGCAAGUGCACGUACACGCAGCUGCCGCGCGGUACGCUCUGCCCGGGCCAGAGCUGCGACAACGACGGUCCGUGCGAUGCCGACGAGAAUGACUACUGCGACGGCGACGGCACGUGUCUUAACGGCUACAAGGACCAAACCACCGUCUGUCGCAAGGCCCGCAACCUCUGCGACGCGGCUGAGUACUGCCGUGGCGACAACAGCCAAUGCCCACACGACGAGUUUGCGCCGUCGUCCAAAGUGUGCACCAAGAUGGGCAAGUCCACGGGUGGCCCGUGCGACGCACCCGACUACUGCGACGGCCAUGGUCGCUGUGUGGACAAGUUCCAGUCGAGGAGACAUAUUUGCCGCCACGCGGUCGACGUCUGUGACAAUGCCGAAACGUGCACGGGUGUUAGCGGCGACUGCCCUAGCAACAGCUUUGCACGCAAGGGUAUCGAGUGCACCGCGAUUGGCCAAUCGUCGGGCGGCGCGUGUGACGACGUUGACCGUUGCGACGGCUACGGCAAGUGCGUUGACCACUUCAAAAGCACGAAGCAUCUCUGCCGCCGGGAAGCCGACGUUUGCGACGAACCCGAGUACUGCUCGGGUGAAUGUGGGGUCUGUCCCGAUGACGUCGCCGCGCCCAUGGGCAAGGUCUGCACACACAUUGGCAAGUCGAGUGGUGGCAAGUGCGACGGUGUCGAUGUCUGUGACGGCCAUGGUCGCUGCAUCGAAACCUUUCUUGGCAGCGACGUUGUCUGCCGCCAAGCGAGUGAUAUUUGCGACGUGCCCGAGUAUUGCACGAGUUACAACGGCAAAUGCCCCCGCGACGAGUUUGCAUCCCGAACGACCGAGUGCACGUCGAUCGGAGAGUCGUCCGACCACGCGUGCGACGGCGUCGACUACUGCGACGGCAGCGGCAAGUGCGUCGACACCAUUGCGAAGGACACGUUGUGCCACGCCGCCGAGGACCUCUGCGACACGAGCCGCUUUUGCAACGGCGUCCACGCCUGGUGCCCCCACGGCAACGAUGGCGCACGCUACGGUGACGACUACGCCUCGGCCUUUGCGUACAAGGCGCGCCAGUGCUCGGCCAAAGCAACACAGAAGUUUGUUUCGGUGUACGAUGCCCCUGGGGGCCAAGCAGCGCUGCUCUUGGUUGCCGUGGCCAUGGUGGGUGCUGUCGCGGCCAUGGUUGCCGUCUCCGUGUCCAAGAAGGAGGGGUCGUCGAUUAUCUCGAUGGAAGAUGGCUACGUGCCGCUGACUCAAGACAUGCUCUAA